Messenger RNA from Xiphophorus maculatus (southern platyfish), 2991 nucleotides. RefSeq names its product GTP binding protein 3, mitochondrial (gene gtpbp3). The coding region runs from base 168 to 1730 and encodes 520 amino acids. Gene Ontology annotation, molecular function: GTP binding; GTPase activity; protein binding. Gene Ontology annotation, cellular component: cytoplasm; mitochondrion. Gene Ontology annotation, biological process: tRNA wobble uridine modification; tRNA methylation. The record is from RefSeq and is a predicted model, not a curated record. The transcript is spliced from 11 exons. NCBI's taxonomy places the organism in Eukaryota, Metazoa, Chordata, Actinopteri, Cyprinodontiformes, Poeciliidae.
GACAGCAUGGGUCUGCUUGUUACUGAAGGUCCUAGAUUGUCACCUGUCCGUAUGUUAGCAAACAUUUCGCUCUCAUAAUCACCUGUUUGCAGUUAACAGGUUAAAAUGUACCGACGGUGUAGUAGAUCUCAGAUUACUUAAUAAAAUGCCAAUAAAUUAAAGUUUAAAUGUAUUAUUCUGCAAUAAUGCUGCCAGUUUCCGCUGUCUGUGGAGGAACAUACAGAGCUGUGAUCCGCACACUUACGACAAGAAACAUCCCUCUGUAUCGCCGUCUGUCCUCUGGAGGCAGAGUUCUGGCUGGACUAGCGGAUGCUGACACCAUCUUCGCUUUGUCAUCAGGUCAUGGCAGAUGUGGGGUAGCAGUGGUCCGCAUCAGUGGUUCUGCCGCAGCCACAGCAUUAAGAUGUAUGGUUGGGCUCGGAAAUCAGCUGCCUCCUCCACGAACUGCGCUGUUACGUAGCAUCACAGACCCCCACUCUAAAGAAGUACUGGACCGCGGAUUGGUCCUCUGGUUCCCAGCGCCUCAUAGUUUCACUGGAGAAGACAGUGUGGAGUUCCACAUCCACGGUGGUCCUGCUGUCAUUACUGCUGUCUUACAAGCUCUAGGAAGCGUGCCUGGCAUGAGGCCUGCUGACGCUGGGGAGUUCACGCGCAGGGCUUUCCAUGCAGGGAAGCUCGAUUUAACGGAGGUGGAAGGCCUCGGGGAUCUGAUCCAUGCAGAGACGGAGGCUCAGCGGAGACAAGCUCUCAGACAGAUGUCAGGAGAACUGGGACGCCUCUAUCAGGACUGGAGCCACAGGCUGAAACGGACUUUAGCCCAUGUCGAAGCCUUUAUAGACUUCAGCGAGGAUGAGCUCAUCGAGGAAGGAGUUUUAGACCAAGUGGACAUCUCAGUGUGUGAUCUGCAAGCAGAGAUCGAGCAGCAUCUGAAGGAUGAGCGGCGAGGCGAGAGGCUUCGCAGCGGGGUUCAUGUGGUGAUCGCUGGCGCCACCAACGCAGGGAAAAGUAGCCUCCUCAACACACUCUGCCAGAGACCUGCAGCUAUUGUUUCUCCCAUUGCUGGGACCACCAGAGACGUAGUGGAGUCGGCGUUGGACAUCGGGGGCUUCCCUGUCCUGCUGAGCGACACGGCGGGCCUCAGAGACAGCCCAGACCUGGUGGAGCAGGAGGGGGUUCGUCGGGCCAGAGAGAGGGUGCAGCAGGCUGAUCUGACUCUGCUGGUCGUUGACUCCACCAUCCUCCCCUCGGAGGAGCAGGAAGCUGCAGCGUUCCUGCUGGAGCACCUGAGGACACUCCUGUCCUCCCAGGACCAGCCUGGAGCAGGCAGGUGUCUCCUGGUGCUGAAUAAAACUGAUCUGCUCCCUGAGGCUCACAGAGAGAAGCUGAAUCUGGAACUGAGAAGAGUCUCUGGACUCCCACCUGUCUGCCUGAUUUCCUGUCAAACCAACGAAGGACUGAAGGACUUCCUCACUGUGUUGCAAAGCAGCGUCAAAACAAUGUGUGGUGACCCUCUCUCCGGAGCGCCCACGCUGACCCAGGCCCGCCACAGGGCCCACCUGCAGCAGUGCGUGGCGGCGCUAGCUCAGUAUCGGUGGUACCGCGACUCUGACCUCGCUCUGGCAGCUGAGGGCGUCCGGUUAGCGCUCACCAGCCUGGGGAGGAUCACAGGACGAGUCGGGGCAGAGGAGAUCCUGGAUAUUAUCUUCAAAGACUUCUGCAUCGGAAAAUAAAGGAGCGAGAGUGAAAACACAGAACACAGGUGAUCACUGCCCACUCAGGGAGGAAGGCUGUUUUCUCACAGAACCGUUUAGUGAACAGCCCGGGCUCUGUGCCAUGCUUCAGGGUCCAAAUAGUCGGCUCUGUGUUCUUGGCUGCUGACGUACCUCCGUUCCCAGGACAAAAAUAUUUUUUCUGGUGGCAUUUUUUUUUUAAAUCCAGCUGAAAUAGUUUUAGGAUGAUGGCAAUGUCUCAGGGGCCCAAUAUACUGAACAAGUGUUUGGCACGUACUCAGUCAUCAUCCGAAAAACUUUCCCAAGGCUAAAUAUUGUCCUUCAGGGCAGCAGCACAACAAAACAAAAUCAGCUGUGCCUUCGACAAGGUCAGGGUGCGGAUGUCUACUUUUAUCAUGGAAAUAUAUAUAUUUCUUGUUUAUUCGUAAAUGUUUCUUUGCUUGAUGUUUGACAACUAUAAAGGAAGGUCCACAUGUUAAAACAAAUACAGAAAAUAUCUGGCUAUCAUCUCUUUACAGGUUUUAGGGUUGCCUAGUCAAAGUUUUUACUAAUUGAGAGGCAAUGGCGUGAACUUAACACGCUUGAAAACCCUCCAGUGUGACUGAAAUUACAUGCAUCGAUGAAAAUAAUUCACUGCGAGUUUCUAUAAAUUAAUUUGUUGCUGCCAAACGUAUAGGAAAUGACUUUUAAAUAGGAAUAAGUUGAUUUGGGCAGAUACUUUUUGUCAUAAAAACUGAAAUCAUGAUUUGAAACUCAGAAUAUCUGUUAUUUGUUUCAUGAUUUACAACAUUUCAACUCAACAAAUAAGCAAAACAGAAAGACUCUGUUAAAGGACCAAAUGUUUAAGUGAAACAUUUUAUCUUGGUUGAAGUAGGUAGAGGAGUAAAUUAUCUAUCAUAAACUCAUAUUUUUUGUUAUACAUAUAUUUUGUAUUUAUUUGAAGUAACUGAAGUAUUUUUCUUCCUGACGUCUUCAGGCUUAGUUCUCUCUUUGUAUUUACAGAUAUUAACAGAAACAGAAACAUCCAGCUGAAACAUCCAAUAGUAAUAAUUUGUACCAAAUAUUGAAUCCAAGCACUAAUUUGUGAUUGUAGUACUGCAGACAAUAACAUUGUGAUGACAACUAUGAUUCUGUUUAUCAUUUACUAGAUCAAAUUCAAGCAUUUUAUCUUCUGUACAUUACAUUACUUUUAUCCCCCUAAAAGUAAUGUAAUGUUUUUGUGUAAAACAAGUUACAACAUUUUAUUUUCCUAUUGGAUUAA